Molecule: messenger RNA, 4154 nt
Organism: Paramecium pentaurelia
Lineage: Eukaryota; Ciliophora; Oligohymenophorea; Peniculida; Parameciidae
Source: the annotation of a GenBank genome assembly
AAUGAAGAGAGUUGGGAUAUAAGAUACAAAUGACUUUGAAGAGCCAUUGAUAAAUAAAGAGAAAUUCAAAGAAUGCAAUUUUUUAUUCACUAAUAUUACUCCAUUGAUUGAACUAAUAAAUAGGAAAUCGGAUCAACUUGAGAAUACAGAUUUACAAUAUUUCUUAGAGCCUAAUUUAAAACCUUAAAUGGCAAUAGAUCUAGUUGAGAGGUAUAAAAUAAUCGAAUUAUAGAAUAUAAUUGAAUGAGUUGGAGAGAAGAAAAAGAAAUAAUAUUAGUUUAGAGAGGGAAUAUUAAACUCCUACAUUUUAUAUAUUUAAGUCCUUAUUUCUUAGUAAAUUCAUAUUUAUAGGAUUGCUAAAUUUUAUGGAUAAAGCAAUAUAGAUUGGAUCGGUUUAUUUAUUAGAUCUAGUGACUGAUGCAAUCAAAGACUAUAACAUACCUGAUUAAGAUCGUUAUAUUUUAAAACCCAUUUUAUUAUUAUUGACAAUGACAAUUGUCUAUACAUUUGGUACAUACUUAGAGUCAAUUUCCAACAAUUAUUAAAACUAAUUUACAACAUUAUUAAAAAUAGUUGGUCAAUACCUGAUCUAUUAAAAGGCUUUAAGAACAAAGUAUCUUUAAGAAACUGUUUAAAAAGAAAAGAAAGAUAAAAAGGAUGGAGAUGAAGAGUAUGUAGCUAAUGUCAAUAAUUUAUUAACAGUUGAUAUUGAAGAACUUUCUGGUAUAUAUUGGGGUGUUUUUGGAUGUAAUUAAAAUAAAUAUAAUAAUUAGUAUCUUCAUCUUUGGUGACUAUUAUAAUAGCAUUGUAUAUGUUGUACUUAAAAUUAGGGAAUGCAGUUUGGACUGGAUUAAUAGUACUUGGUUGUGUUGUUAUCUUUAAUUCUUUUACAACUACUUUAACAAUUGUAAAUAUAAUUAUUGAAUAUUUUUAUAGAUGUUUUACAGAAAGGCUUUAGUUUAAAAGGAUAGUAGAUUAGCAUUGUCUUCAGAUGUAAUUGAAGGGAUGAAACAAAUAAAAUAUUUAUCAUGGGAAUAAACAUUUAAUGAUAAAAUAUUGGCGAUUAGAAAAAAAGAAUUUGGAUAUAUAAGAUGGUAGAAAACAAUAGAUAUUAUAAAUAAUGUAUAAUGGAGUAGUAUCAGUUAUAUAUUGCUGUACUUCUUUUUGUCCAGUUAUGUUGAUAAAAAUGGAGAGGAUGCAUUGAAAUCUACAAAUGUUUUCACAAUAAUAGCCUUAUUUAAUUUAUUAACAUUUCCUUUGGGAGUGAUUCCUUAUUCAGUUAAUUAAUUAAUUAAUACAACUGUAUCCUAUAAGCGUAUUAAAACAUACUUAGAUCUUAAGGAAAUUAAUGAUGAAGAAAUAAUUAGAUAUAAAAAUUGUAUAGGAGAAGAAUAUGUAAUAGAAAUUCCUUAGAUUUAAUUCAAAUGGCCAUCAAAGGAGAAUAAUUCUGAUGAGAAUGAGACAUUCUAAUUAAAUUUGGCAGAAUUAAAAAUAAAGAAGAAUACUUUAAAUAUGAUAAUUGGUAGAAUAGGAUGUGGUAAGACAGCUUUAUUGAAUGCAAUUUUAAAUGAGAUGGAAAUAAAAUAAUAGAGUUAAAGUAGCUUAAAAGUGAAAGGAAGUGUAGCUUAUGUUAGUUAAAAUCAUUGGUUAUAAAAUAUGUCAAUAAGGGAUAAUAUUUUAUUUGGUAAGACUUAUGAUAAAUAAUUGUAUAAGUAAUGUAUAGCAGCUUGUGAUUUGAUGCCAGAUUUACUUACAUUUCCUAAAAGAGAUUAAUACAUAUUAGGACCAGAUGCUAAGAAUAUUAGUGGAGGAUAAAAACAAAGAAUUUCAUUAUGCAGAGCUUUGUAUUAAAAUUGUGAUAUCUAUUUAAUGGAUGAUAUAUUCUCUUCAUUAGAUAUGCAUGUGGCUGAUAAUGUAUUUAAUAAAGGAAUUAAAUAAAUGUUAUUAGAUUAAGGUAAAACUAUUUUAAUGAUCACUUCUUAAUUCAGAUUUAUUGAGAUGUAUAAUAAAUGUAACAUUAUUUAUAUGAUUGAUGGUUCAGUUUGUUUAGAUGAAUAACUAUUAAAUGAGUUUAUGUCUUAAGAGAAGGAGAAAUAAUUAAAAUUAGAAUAAGAAUAAUUAGAGAAAGAAGAAAAAGAAGAAAAAAAAUUGAUACAUGAAAAAGUUAAAGUGAAAUAAUCAUAAGAAAUUGAUUUAGAUAAUCCAGAAGAUAAUUUAAUAGAAGGUGCAAAGAAAAAUGAAGUAGAGGAAGAAGAAAGAGAAUCUGGUGAAAUUGCAGGAGAUACUGUUUUAUAUUAUUUAUCUUAAAUGGGAUAUGCUUUAGUUAUAUUAGCUAUCUUGUUGUCAAUUGUUUUAAUGUUGAGUAGAAAUUUAAUUGAUUUUUGGAUUAGAUCAUAGAUUAGUAUUGAUAAUCACACAUUUGACUUUUUUGAUGAUUGGUUUGGAACAUCUUUCAAUAGUAAAUUUUCUUGGUUGAUUUCCAUAAUUGUGAUGAUUACAUUUGUAAGUGGUACCAUUAUGAAAAUCUGUAUUUUAUUAAGUGGUUGGAGAACAUUUAAACGUUUAAAUCAAAGUAUUAUGAAUUCAAAAAUGAUAUUCUUUGAUAAUAAUGCUUAAGGUAGAAUUAUUAAUAGGAUAUCUAAUGAUACUUUAGUUGUGGAUGAUGAAUUACCUUGGUAUGUUGAAGUACUUAUUAUGUCAUUACUUGCAUGUAUAGGCUAUCCAAUUGGUAUCAUAAUUCUCUUUCCAUGGUUAAUUGUGAUUAUUAUUAUUGAACUCUUUGCAUUUAGAUGGUUAUAAAAAUACUUUAGAAAAAGUAAUAGAGACCUUAAAAGAAUUCAAUCAACAAAUGAAGGUAAAGUUAUUUCACAUCUCACUGAAACAACUGGAGGUUUAAGAACUAUAAGAGCAUUUGAAAAACAAUAAUAUUUUAUUAAGGAAUACAUAGUUAAAUUAACUGAAUCUAUAUGCUCUUUUGUAAAUAGUAGAAGAGUUAGUUACUGGUUAUCUGUAAGAUUACAUUUAUUAAGUAAUUUAAUUUUCUUAUCUGUUUCAAUAACAAUCAUUCUCAUGAUGAUAUUUGAUAUUGAAAUUGAUUAUGCAACUUCUGCUAUGACAUUAACAUAUGCUGUACUUAUAGCUAAUGAAUUCAAUGAUACAAUGAAUUGGUUUACUUAAAGUGAAGCUAAAAUGGUUUCAGUUGAAAGAAUUAGAUAAUACUUUAAUAAUCCUUAAGAAUAAUAUAAUAGUGUAGUGAAAAUUAAUCCAUAAGUUUAAUAAAUUAUUAGAUAAUAAGUACCACCUAAACCAUAAAAUGUUGAUCCAAAUUAAUAUUCAAUAGUUUUUAAUGAUGUCACAAUUACUUAUGAUGAUGUAUUACAAAGCCAAAAUGUUAAGUAUGCCUUAAAGAAUUUUUCUCUAUUUAUUAAAAAAGGAGAGAAAGUUGCCUUUGUUGGUAGAACUGGAUCAGGUAAAACAUCAAUUUUAAAUAUUUUAUUCCGAUUAUAUGAUUUCCAAUAAGGACAAAUAUAUAUUAAUGGUCAUGAUGUAAAUUAUUAAUCUUAUUAAAUUUUAGAUUUAAAAUAUGUAAUUAAGAGAUGUCAGAUAAUUAUUAUCAAUAGUGCCUCAAUUUGGAUUCUUGUACAAUGCAACUCUUAGAGAUAAUAUUGAUCCUCAAGGGAGAUUAACAGAUCAAUAAAUUGAACAAGCAUUCAACAAUACACAAUUUAGAAUUAGAGGGAUCAUGGAAGAUUCAACAAAGACUAAUAAUUCAAGUUAAGAGGAAAAUUAGUAAUCCUAAACUAAUAUUAAUUUUAUGAUAGCUAAAUCUGGAGGAAAUUUAUCAAAUGGUGAAAAAUAAGUUAUCAAUUUUAUGAGGGUUAUCUUAUAAAAUAAGGAUAUUGUUUGUUUAGAUGAAGCCACUUCAAAUAUGGAUCCAAAAACAGAUGAAGAAUUACAUAAGACAUUAUUUGAUUACGUUUAAAAUGAUAAUAGAACAUUACUAGUUAUUACACAUAGAUUAGAAAAUAUUUAAUAGUAUGAUAGAAUUGUAGUUUUGGAAAAAGGAGAAAUAGUUGAAUUAGGAUCAUAUGAAGAACUUAUGUAAAAGAAUGGAUGGUUUGUUAGAUUGGUAAAUUAAAAUAAUGAAUGAAUGU